AUGUUUCCCGAAAGACCAGUACAGGCGAGUUUCCCAGGGCGGUGCGGCGCUGCACGUUCCCGCGGCCGCCUGCAGGCGGCACCACCGGCGCCGGUCUCCCGUCUCUUUCCCCCUCCCUCUCCCGCCCCCACCCCUAAACUCGCAGCCGCGGUCCGUAGCAGUGCGCGCCGCGCCGCUCUGGUGGGGGUGGGGUCGCGGCUGGCUCGGCUGCCCUGCCCCUCGGCAGACGCGACCAAGCCGACGCGCGCGCUACACGGAGCUGCCGACCUCGCAGGGGCAGCCGGCGGAUGCCUCGCGCACGGCCGCGCGACGCGGAGCUGGGGGCGACGGUCGCCCGACACCACCUGCAGAGGUAAGUGCGUGCGUGACGUCACGCCGCGGCCCGUGCCGGCAGCGUGCGCCAUACUAGCCCGGCAGGCGCCAGCGACGCCACAUCGCGGCAGCCCGCCCAACCCAGCAUGCCGCCACUCGCCGGGUGCUCCGACACACGUCACUUCCGGCCGCUGCACGCACUUCCGGCCGGCCCGUGGCCCCGCCCCUAGCCUGCCGGCCACGCCCCCUCGGGACUAUGGUUUCCUGACGGCGCUCAGCCUGCUGUGCUCGACACUCGCUAGCCAGACCGUCCGGUCCCUCAGUGCGCCGACAGACUGCCUCAAGCCUGGAGCUGUGCAUGUGUGGACUCUACCGCGGCCGGAGGUCCAGCAACUUCUCCAGGGGACCCGGCUGGAGGGCUGUCCGCUUGACUCGCUGGAGUGGUGUCCGAGAUGGCGGACGCGAGCUGCAGCCUUCUGGAUGAGGAGAACGACGUGGUGA
Messenger RNA from Schistocerca piceifrons (Central American locust), 813 nucleotides. Its product is annotated as translation initiation factor IF-2-like. NCBI's taxonomy places the organism in Eukaryota, Metazoa, Arthropoda, Insecta, Orthoptera, Acrididae. The transcript is spliced from 2 exons. The record is from RefSeq and is a predicted model, not a curated record. Bases 1 to 813 code for a protein of 270 amino acids.